Messenger RNA from Contarinia nasturtii (swede midge), 752 nucleotides. Its product is annotated as glutathione hydrolase 1 proenzyme-like. NCBI's taxonomy places the organism in Eukaryota, Metazoa, Arthropoda, Insecta, Diptera, Cecidomyiidae. The transcript is spliced from 3 exons. Gene Ontology annotation, cellular component: plasma membrane. The record is from RefSeq and is a predicted model, not a curated record. Gene Ontology annotation, molecular function: glutathione gamma-glutamate hydrolase. The annotation marks the transcript as partial. Gene Ontology annotation, biological process: glutathione catabolic process.
AUGGCAACCGCACAAAUUGAUUUGAAUCCGCCGGCAGAAACUCCUUUACCAACCGAUCUUAUGAAAACUGGACGCAAAAAACAUCGAAGAUCAUGCGUUCAAUGGUGGAAAAUAUUACCUCCGACAUAUAAAUUCUUUUUAAUCGUAAUAUUUCUAGUUGUGUUGUUGGUUUCGUAUUUGUAUGUACAAAAAUUUGUAAAUUACUUGCAACACGCCACUGGCGAUGAAGGCGAAACGAAGAAAUUCAUUCCAAAUCCCGAGUAUCCAUUGCCUCCGUCCGCUUCAAUAUUGCAUCAGUUUAAAAACGGUGCCGUUUGCUCGGAUUCGGAACAAUGCAGUAAAAUAGGCAGUGACAUAUUCGAUCAAGGUGGAAAUGUCGUUGAUGCGGCCAUUGCUACAUUGUUCUGUAACGGCAUUGCAACCGCUCAAAGUAUGGGAAUUGGCGGUGGUUCUGUCAUAAACCUCUACAUACACAAAGACAGAAAGUCGUAUUCAUUGAAUUCCAAAGAAACGGCACCGCUAGCCGCAACCGGAGAUAUGUUCAAAACAUACGAAGAAUACCAACACAGCCCAUUGAGUAUUGGAGUUCCUGGCGAAGUAAGAGGAUAUUGGGAAUUACAUGAGAAAUUCGGUUCUAUGCCAUGGAAAUCGCUGAUUAAACCAGCCAUCAAAGUCUGCGAAGAUGGAUUCAAAAUUACAAAACAUAUGGCCGAUUUUAUUGCACCAGCACUUUUCACAGACAAUCAUUUUAA